CACUGUGCCCAUCACAGAAGAUAAAUGGAGGGAGCGAUGGAUUUCGGGGAGGCUUCCUCAAGACAGAGAAAAGUGAAGGCGGCUUCCCGCCGGCGCCGCCGUCACCGCAGUCAGUACACUGGUCAUCGGAGUGUGACUGGCUAUGGAGGCUUUUGCUGCAGAUGCAGGCUGAUCAGCAUCUCUUCUCCGGAGGAAACAGAGCCGGACAGUUCAGAAAAGCCCGAUUCCCUGUCGGCCGUCAUUCACACCAUGGUACUGGAAAGACUGGAGGAGCAGAUAAGGGAGAUGCAGAAGCCGGCGGAGAGGAAGGCAGAGGAGAAGAAGGAACCGACAAACCUCACAGCGUGCAGAAACAGAGGAGUGAAGAGAAUGGCGGCCUCGGCAGUAGAGAAGGUAUCCCUUGAUCCAAGGAAGGACCUACGGGAGUCCAUGUUAGAGAUGAUUAGGAGCAAUCAAAUGGAGCAGCCCAGAGAGCUCAGAAGAUUGCUAGAAUGUUUUCUGUCCUUGAAUUCAGAUGGCUGUGCGCUUCUCAUCCUUGAAGUCUUUCAUGAGGUGUGCAGUCUCAUGUUUGUGGGUUCUUCUUCAACAAUAGUCGGACGUGUAAACAAAUGUUGA
Messenger RNA from Nymphaea colorata (pocket water lily), 615 nucleotides. RefSeq names its product probable transcription repressor OFP9. The transcript has a single exon. The coding region runs from base 25 to 615 and encodes 196 amino acids. Gene Ontology annotation, biological process: negative regulation of DNA-templated transcription. Lineage: Eukaryota; Viridiplantae; Streptophyta; Magnoliopsida; Nymphaeales; Nymphaeaceae. The record is from RefSeq and is a predicted model, not a curated record.